AUGAGUGCCCGGUACCCGAGCUCGAGCUGGUUGUUGUGGGUCUCCACGUGCCUGCUGAGCCUGGGUGUUUUGACCCGGGCUCUGGAGCUCCAGGGGCUGUUUGAGUUCGGAGAAGAAGCCGGAGACCUGCAGCUGCUGCCCGGCUCGGACUCCACCGCCGAGCUGCCUCUCAACGGCUCUCUGUUUUUCUUCGGCGACACCUUCGACAAAGUUUACAUAAACACAAAUGGAUUUGUGUCCGUGGUGGAGCCUCCGUCCGAGGAGCAGUACCUCGGGAAGAUGCCCGCCAGUUUCAAGAUGAUCGCCGCCCUGCUGGGCGACCUGGACGACAGCGACGGACGGGGGAAGGUCCACUUCAGGUGGGACAGCAGCCCCGGGGCGCGGAAUCGAACCGCCGAACACGUCAGGCGAGCGUUCCCCAGAGACGACGUGGAGCAGCCCGCCGGCGUACUCGUCGUCACCUGGGAGAACGUGGCCGCCCGGGGGACGCCCGGACGAGGAGACGGACCGGACACUAAGAGAAACACUUUCCAGCUGGUUGUGGCCUCCAUGGAGUUGUCGUCCUUUGCCAUCCUCCUGUACCCCCGAGACCGACUGCAGUUCCUCUCCACGCCAGUCGGGGGCGAGAGUAAGCUCCUCGAGGCUGGCUUCAACGAAGGCCUUGUGGUGGGCUGGUGGUGGAGUGAAAAACAGGGGACCUACUUCCGCACCACCACCGACGAAGAGACUUCCAUCAGGGAGCUCACUGAAAAGACGAACUCAGGACAGAAUGGAGUUUGGGUGUACGAGAUCGGCUCCUCGCCGUUCUUUGUCGCCAUUACGCCUGGGAUGGGCGCCACCCUUCCUGAGGAAGAUGCCACCGAGCCGCCCGUCACCGUGUCGCCGAGCCGAACCGAGAAAGCUCAGGUGGUGCCGGAAGAAAACGAAGAGUCCCCAACGGACGAGACUCCCAACGAGUACAGACCCGUCACGGCAGAGUACGUCGAACCAGAGACCGAGGAACCGGAUUACGCAGAAUACCCCGAAACGGAGACGCCAACGUACAGCGAACCCGAGAGGGCUGAUCCAAGGUCCCCGGAGCCAUCUGGGCCGAGACACCCUGACCGAUCUGAGACCGGUUCCCCCCGCUUUGAGCCUUUGCAACCAACCGUCCCUGAAACCACCGAGCCGAGAGACCCUACGUCUGAGCCGAGGUACCCUGAGCGAACCGAGAGCGGGUUCCCCGUCUCUGAGCGAACCGAGAGUGGGUACCCCGUGUCUGAGGGAACCGAGAGCGGGUACCCCGUCUCUGAGCCUUUGCAACCGACAUAUACCGUCCCUGAAAGCACUGAGCCGAGAGACCCUACAUCUGAGCCAAGGUACCCUGAGCGAACCGAGAGCAGGUACGCCGUCUCUGAGCGAACCGAGAGUGGGUACCCCGUCUCUGAGGGAACCGAGAGCGGGUACCCCGUCUCUGAGCCUUUGCAACCGAGGUACACCUACCCUGAAAACGUUGAGUCGAGAUACUCUCCAGUCCAACCGAGAUACCCUGAACCAGUCGAACCAGUGCCUCCACGUUCCCGCUCCCAGCAACCCCAGAUCGUCGUCAUAGAUGAAGAUGAAAAUCUGGAUGUGAACGUAUUCGCGUACAAUUCGGAAACGUGCGUCCUGAACAGGCACAAGUGCUCAGCUUUCGCUGACUGCCGGGAUUACAGCAACGGGUACUGCUGCCAAUGUAGGCCUGGAUUCUACGGUAACGGGAAGGACUGUGUCGCCGAAGGAAAACCACAGAGAAUGAACGGAAAGGUGAACGGUCGAGUGUUUGUGGGGAACUCGCCUUCGCCCGUGGAGAUCAGUAACAACGACUUGCACUCGUACGUGGUAGCCAAUGACGGACGGGCCUACGUGGCCAUCAGCAACAUCCCCGACAGCCUGGGACCCUCCCUGCAGCCGCUGUCCUCCCUCGGGGGAGUCAUCGGCUGGGCCUUCGCCCUGGAGCAGCCCGGCUACCAGAACGGCUUCAGUCUCAUCGGCGGCGUGUUCUCGCGGCAGGCCGAGGUGAUCUUCCAGCCCGGUAACGAGCGUCUGAGCAUCAAGCAGCAGUUCACGGGAAUCGACGAACACGACCACCUGGGGGUGACCACCGAGCUGGAGGGGCGCGUGCCUGCCGUCCCGCUGGGAUCCUCCGUCCAGAUCAGCCCCUACAAAGAGAUCUACCAGUACGACACGAACCUCAUCACUUCCUCCUCCAACCGUGACUACACCGUCACCCCCCGCGGCGGCGGCGGCGCACAGACCCGGAGCUACCAAUGGCGCCAGACCAUCAGCUUCCAGAGCUGCCCCCACGCCGAGGCGGCCGCGCCCGCCACCCAGCAGCUCACCGUGGACCAGAUCUUCGUGAUGUUCGACGCGGACAACCAUCUGAUCCGCUACGCCAUGAGCAACAAGAUCGGCUCGGUCCACGGUGGUCUUCCGGAGCAGAACCCAUGUUUCACCGGCAGACACGGCUGCGACAUCAACGCCGCGUGCCGGCCCGGCGACGGCCUCCACUUCACCUGCCAGUGUUCGGCCGGAUUCACCGGAGAUGGACGCUAUUGCCACGAUAUGGACGAGUGCAGGGAGACUCCUCAGGUCUGUGGACCCAACGCUGUCUGCAGUAAUCAGCCCGGAACUUUCCGCUGUGAGUGUUUGAGCGGCUUCGUGUUCGCCAGCGAUGGAAGGACCUGCAUCGAGGAGACCCGCCCGGUGGACCACUGUCAGAGGGGAAGCCACGACUGCGACGCCGCCGACCGGGCGCUCUGCAGCUACACCGGGGGCUCGGCGUUCGUCUGCUCAUGCCUGACGGGGUUCGUGGGCGACGGCCGGGUGUGUCGGGAACAGAUCGUGCAGGUGGAAUGGAGCGGAAAGGGGGCGGGACCAAGGGACGUGGACCGGCAGCUGAUUGGACGAUCGCCUCACGUGGGUCUGGCCUCUCCCGGAUUUCACAACAGAGCUGUCCAGCAGGAUCGCUGCCACCACGACGCCUUCUGCUCCAACACGCAGGGCUCCUACAACUGCCAGUGCCGCCCUGGUUUCCACGGCGACGGCUUCCAGUGCCGCCCGGCGUCGUCAGAGCGCGAGAAGACGGCGUGCGAGCGCCACAGAGAGAGCGCCCAGACCGCCACCUCCGGCUCCGGCAUCUUCUCCUUCUUCCGUCCGCGGCCGGCCGUCGGCCAGUACGUCCCGCAGUGCGACCCCCACGGAGCCUACGAGCCCACGCAGUGCCACGCCGCCAUCGGGCAGUGCUGGUGCGUGGACGGCGGCGGACAGGAAGUCCCCAACACCCGCACGGGGCCCGGCAGCACCCCUCUGUGUAUCGACCAGGCGGUGACGCCGGCUCCAGUGGGUCCGACCCCGCGGCCCGACGUCCACCCCGUCGCCGCGGGAACGCACCUGCUGUUCGCUCAGAGCGGGAAGAUCGAGCAGGUCCCUCUGGACGGGUACACCAUCAGGAAGGAGGAGGCCAAACCUCUGCUGCACAUCCCCGACCGGGUGGUGAUCGCCGUGGCCUACGACUGCGUGGAGAAGAUGGUCUACUGGACCGACAUCACGGGGCCGGCCAUCAGCAGAGCCAGUCUGAGUGGAGGGGACAUUAUCCCCGUCAUCACUACAGAGCUGCUGAGUCCUGAAGGCAUCGCCAUCGACCACGUGGCGCGCCUCCUCUUCUGGACCGACUCCAUACGCGACACUGUGGAGGUUUCCAAACUGGACGGCAGCCAGCGGCGAGUACUGUUUGACACGGACCUCAUCAACCCUCGGCCCAUCGUCACCAACCCGGCCUACGGGCGGCUGUACUGGGCCGACUGGAACCGAGACGGCCCCAAGAUUGAGAUGUCCAACAUGGACGGGACGGACCGGACCGUGCUGGUGAAAGACGACCUGGGGCUCCCCAACGGCCUGACCUUUGACCUGGAAGACCAGCAGCUGUGCUGGGCCGACGCAGGAACUCGUAAGGUGGAGUGUAUGGAUCCUCACCGCAGGCUGAGGAGGCAGAUCGUCGAAGGGAUCCAGUAUCCGUUCGCUCUCGUCUCCUUUGGAAGGAAGCUCUAUUACACCGACUGGAGGAGGGAGGCGGUGGUCUCUGUGGACCGCCACUCGGAGGAGGAGACGGAGGAGUUUCUGCCGCAGAAGCGCUCUCGGCCGUACGGCAUCACCACGGCGUCCACGAAGUGUCCACAAGUUUACAACUACUGCUCUGACAACGGCGGCUGCUCCCACCUGUGUCUGCCACUGUAUCUGAAGCUCGGUGGUUACUCCUUAGUGCUGCCCGGCCGGCGCUGCGCCGAAGUCGCUUUUAUAUGGAGACGAGCCCGUGACACCGCUGCUGCCCCCCCCCAACCCCACCCCCACCCCCACCUGGGGAACCACAAACUAAAACACACUUAA
This is a messenger RNA of Perca flavescens (yellow perch), 4404 nucleotides long. Its product is annotated as nidogen-1-like. Gene Ontology annotation, cellular component: plasma membrane. Gene Ontology annotation, biological process: canonical Wnt signaling pathway; cell-matrix adhesion. Lineage: Eukaryota; Metazoa; Chordata; Actinopteri; Perciformes; Percidae. The transcript is spliced from 21 exons. The coding region runs from base 1 to 4404 and encodes 1467 amino acids. Gene Ontology annotation, molecular function: Wnt-protein binding; Wnt receptor activity; calcium ion binding. The record is from RefSeq and is a predicted model, not a curated record.